CUCACGGUUGAUAUAAUUAACAUUAUUAUUUUAGUUUUACUAAGAACUUUCAAUUUAGUAAUUAUUCCUAUUCAAGGUUUUUCUUUUGCUUUUUUAUUUCAUUCGUAUAUGUUAUCUUUGUUUUCAUAUUCACCCGGCCUAAGACCUUUUUUGACAUAUAGCACGUGUGUCUUCUACCAAUGACAAUGCUUUUCAAACUUGACAUUGGCAUAAUUAUCGUAUAAACGAUACAGCCAAAUAAAAUAAAUUGGAUUGGAUUGGAACGUGGGUAAACUGUCAAAGCUGAAAUUGCAAUUGUGGAUUCCAUGUGGAUUUUCAUGUAUUAUUAAUUAAAAUGAAAGAAGGAAGCGAAGAAAAUAAGUCUCAAAAGGAUGUUAAAGUAACUCCUUCCAUAUUAGAUGCAUUUGAUUUGCUGAAAGCGGCAAAAGAUGAUUCAAAGCUUAAAGGAGGCGCGAAAAUAAUAUCGCAGUUACAGGGCAAUGAGAAUGAAAAAAAUACCCAAUAUGUGCUCAAACGGCUAGUAAGGAGUUUAGGUGCUAAUGUACCUGAAAUAAGAGCUGGAUAUUUUGCCACAUUAGUGACUGUACUAACUAAGUUUGAUCAGCUUACCACCAGUCAACUACUUGAAUUGACAAAGAAAGAGUUACAUGCUAAUGGAUCAUCAAAAAGUGAAGUUGGUGAUGUAGCCCUGGGGCAGAUAUUGAUAUGUGGUGCACUUUUUAGAUCAAACUUGAUCUUAAAAAGCACAACUGAGGAACAAGCUGAAAUUAUCAAAAUGCUAUUAACAGCCAGUAAAAAGAAAUCAUACCUCAGCACUGUUGCUUUCCUGAUUCUGCUUGAUUUUGCUGUAAAGUUGGAUGAAGAUCAAUUUUCGUCCAUAAUUUGGUCUAAAACAUCAAAAGAAGAGUUCAAGAAAGAUAUAAAAGAUCACAGUUUGGAUUCACUGUACUUCCUUAUGGUUGUAAGUGAUAAGUUUCCAGGAAAGGUUAAACUAAGGAAGUUGAUAGGUGAUGCUGAGAUUCUCGAUGAUAAUAUACACUCCAUCUGUGAGAAACUGCUGGCUGGAGUGGAAUAUAAUUCACUAAGCCAUCCCAUCUACAAAGAAGUUGGUACUAAGAUAGCAAAUUCUCCACAUCUUCAAGUAUUUUGGACGUCAGGGGUUGACAGUCAAUUGUUAAAACACAACAGAAAUAGAGAACUAGCAGCUGUUAACCUACUGACUUCAAUACUAAAUAACCUACAAGACAAUUUUGAAGUUCUACCUGAACUUAUCAGCAGAAACUUUUUCAAACUCUUCAUGGAUUGGUUCAAAGGCCUGCAAACAGCAAGUAAAAUUAGAAGCAAAAGGGAUAAUGAAGAUGACAACAAAAUAAUGAUAAAGAAGCAAAAAGAGCUACUCAAUGCCUUGACAAAAGCACUAAAAUCUGAAAAAGUUGAUAAUAAAACAAGAGUUGAAGUACUAAAAUUACUCUUUAAUCCAGGUGAAAUAAAUUUCUCAGAGAUCACUGGAUCCACUGUUGUAAAGUCAGUUGUUGCUGAUUUGGACAAAGAUGGUGUGAAGAAAAUAGCUAAACCUUUUAAAGGAGUCCUGUUAAACACUACAAAGAAAUUCAUUAAAGAUGGUGUUGAAAGAAAUUGGUACAAUAAUGAGAGAGUGAAAGCAGCUGAACUGCUAUCAUAUUUGGUGAGCCAUGAGGCAGUGAAGGAUGAUGUGGAAUUUAAAUUGACAUGCAUGAAAAUGUUGAUGUGCUUUUGGUUUCUUAAGAUAAGUGAUGAUGAGAGUGUUGCUGUUAGUGGAGAUAUGUCAGGUGCAAUCAAGUCAAGCUUCUACCGAUGCUUCACAUCUCGCUUUUCGAAUGUUGAUCACCUUGUGACUGUUUUGUCGUCGCUCAGCAAUUUUAUAUGCACAAUACUUGAGAAAGAACAAGUCAGAGCCAAGCUUGAAAAACAAUUCCCUGAAGAAAACAUGGUUUGCUGGCAAAUGCUAAUGGAAGUAUGUCAAAAAAUUGAGAAGAAUGAACCAAAAUCAAAAAUUGACAAGGUUUUCUUGAUAUUGUUGUAUCAACUGGGACUAUUUUUAUUCUCUGAACCUACCCAUGUGAAGAUAGCUAGAAGUUCUAUCAAGGAACUCAAAAGCUGUUAUGAACACUACAAGAAGGGAAUGAAAAAAAAACAAACACCAACAAAAGAAGGAGAUUUGGCAGUUGAACCAGAAUGGAUUGAAGUAUUAGUGGAAGUCUUGCUAUCAAUCUUAUCAGUUGAGUCAAGUGUGCUCAGAUCUGUGGUACAAUGUGUGUUUAGACUUCUAUGGGAAUACUUAACACCUUCCUCUAUGGGUCAAAUAGUCUCUGUGUUGGACCCGGAAAAUGAAUCAAACCCAUUGACACAGGAUAGUGAAUCAGAAGGUGAAGAAUCUGGUGACGAAAGCAUAAAAGAUGAAAACGAAGACCAAAACGACGACGAUAAGAGUGAUGAAGCAAGUGACAGUAAUAUUGAAGACGAGGAUGAUGAUGAGGAAAUGAAGACACCUGACCAACUGAGACUAGCGGUGCAAAAAGCUUUAGGCGCCGCCGCAACUUCCGACACAGAGAGUGUUGACGCAGACAUGAUUGACGAAGAAGAAGGCAAAAAACUUGAUGAGGCAUUAGCGGAAGCUUUCCGACAAUUUCAGCAAGGCAAAGGUAAAAAAACGAAAAAAGACCGUAAAGACAAAAAGUCGUUGUCGGAUUUUAGGAUUCGUGUCCUUGAUUUAAUUGAUAUUUAUUUAGAAAAAGAUCCGUCAAUGGAUAUUUGCUUAGGACUGAUGACGCCUCUCACGAGAUGCUUGGAAUUUUGCAUCCAGGACAGCCAAUUCAGUGAAUUGGAGAAUAGACUGCGGAAAACCAUAAAAAAUCUGACCAAAAUCAAAAAGUUUUCGACUACUGAUGACGUCACAAUGGAGAUUUUGUGUGAUUAUUUGAAAUCAACAAUAGAUAAAGGAGAAAGGUCACAUUUCUUGUAUCAGGCUCUAGGCGACAUUAUCACGUAUUUUGCUAUAUUUAUAAUACACUGCUCGCAAAAAAUUACUGCACUCAAAUCUAAAAAGAAUAAGUCGUCACCACUGGUGAAUAUAUUCAAAGACGCUCUUCAAAGCUACUAAAACAGAAGUUGCAUGCUGCCUAUCAUUUUCUUCCAUAAUGUUUUGCAGACAGAAUGGGAAGGGACUUAUGAACUAAUUCCUGUUAUAACAGAAAAUAUAUUUGAUAACGAAGUAAGGCAGUUUCGUCGUAAUGAAGGUAUAGAGUUAAUGGCCGGAUUCUACCGUUCUUUAAAGAGAAUUAAGCAUAAAUCUGAAAAUGCUUUAAGCAGACUGUCUAACUUGGAAGCACAGUUUGAGAAAACUUUAACUGAUACAUUGUCUGGUGAGAAAGAGGUUGCAGUAAAGAAUAAUUUCUUCAAUUUGUUGAAAAAACUUAUAAAUGCAAUUAAAAUAUUUCAUGAAAGUUCUGACGUAAAGACGGAUUUAAGUUUUGAUUCAUUAUUGAGUAUUGUAGGAUCAUGUAAAGGAACGGUUAAAGUAAGUAAUAAUAACCAUGUCCAGGCACCACCGGCAAAUAAGAAAAAAGAAUAAAAAGAAAAAGAAAAAAUUGAACAAAUUAAUGGACACGCGGAACCACAACAAAAAACUAAGAAAAAUAUCAGAGCAGAGUGUUUAAAAUAUUGCUAUUUUGUCGAAUUUUUUGUAAUAAAAUCUUACACACCUAAAAA
This is a messenger RNA of Manduca sexta (tobacco hornworm), 3747 nucleotides long. It is a transcript of the gene Mybbp1A, whose product is annotated as myb-binding protein 1A. Gene Ontology annotation, cellular component: nucleolus. Gene Ontology annotation, molecular function: sequence-specific DNA binding; transcription factor binding; transcription corepressor activity. The record is from RefSeq and is a predicted model, not a curated record. Gene Ontology annotation, biological process: regulation of DNA-templated transcription. NCBI's taxonomy places the organism in Eukaryota, Metazoa, Arthropoda, Insecta, Lepidoptera, Sphingidae.